Anastrepha obliqua is the source of this 2073-nucleotide messenger RNA. RefSeq names its product glucose dehydrogenase [FAD, quinone]. The transcript is spliced from 2 exons. Lineage: Eukaryota; Metazoa; Arthropoda; Insecta; Diptera; Tephritidae. Gene Ontology annotation, molecular function: flavin adenine dinucleotide binding; oxidoreductase activity, acting on CH-OH group of donors. Bases 65 to 1942 code for a protein of 625 amino acids. The record is from RefSeq and is a predicted model, not a curated record.
UCUCCAAUGCGCUUGCAAACAAGAAGUAGAAACUGGUAAAACACCUUUCCCGUAAUUCUUAAAAAUGAGCGCAAUUGUAGGCGCGGCAACGGCGAUAGGUGGCGCUGUGACGGCCGCCACCAGCAACAGCUGGUUUAUACCGAUGCUUGUUGCGGCCAUAGCUUAUUUCCAGUACGAGGAGAUUAUGGAUCCCGAGUCGAGAGCGGAGGAUCUGCCCACUGAUGAGAUACUUGAGCGCUAUGAUUUCAUAGUGAUAGGCGCCGGUUCAGCGGGCGCAGUGGUGGCUAACCGGCUAACGGAGGUGGAAAAUUGGAAUGUCCUCCUAUUGGAGGCCGGCGGCGAUGAAACUGAAAUUUCGGAUGUGCCACUGAUGGCUGGAUACCUACAAUUGAGCAAAAUGGAUUGGAAAUAUAAAACGGAACCUUCCGGCAAAUUUUGUUUAGCUAUGAAUAAUGGACGCUGUAAUUGGCCACGCGGUAAAGUGCUCGGUGGUUCCAGUGUGCUGAACUAUAUGUUGUAUUUACGUGGCAGCAAAAUCGACUAUGACAACUGGGAGGCACUAGGCAACCCUGGCUGGGGUUAUCGUGAUGCUUUAUACUACUUCAAAAAGUCGGAGGAUAAUACAAAUCCCUACUUAGCCAGCACUCCUUACCAUUCAACCGGUGGCUAUUUGACAGUGGGUGAGGCUCCCUAUCACACACCGCUGGCGGCUAGUUUCGUUGAAGCUGGUGUCGAAAUGGGUUACGAGAAUCGCGACUUGAAUGGCGAGAAACAGGCAGGCUUUAUGAUAGCACAGGGCACAACUCGCCGCGGUAGUCGUUGCAGCAGCGCCAAGGCCUUUCUACGGCCAGCUCGAUUACGUUCUAAUCUACACAUAUCUAUGCACUCACACGUUACACGCAUCAUGAUCGAUCCGGUGACAAAAUUAGCAUUCGGUGUUGAAUUUGUCAAGAAUCAGCGCAUUUACCGCAUACGCGCCACGAAAGAGGUCAUCUUAUCGGGUGGCUCCGUCAACUCUCCACAACUGCUGAUGUUAUCAGGUAUUGGACCACGUAAAGAGUUGGCCAAACAUCGCAUACCUGUCAUUAAAGACCUCAAUGUAGGUGAGAACAUGCAGGAUCACAUUGGACUUGGUGGACUCACAUUUCUCGUCAAUCAACCAGUUUCCAUUGUGGAGAGCCGCUUUCACUCCAUGUCGACAGUGCUGCAGUACGCUGUCUUCGGACAAGGACCACUCACCAUACUUGGCGGCGUUGAGGGUCUUGCUUUUGUGAAUACGAAAUAUGCCAACGCUUCGCUUGAUUGGCCUGACAUUGAAUUUCACUUCGUGUCUGGCUCGACAAACUCGGAUGGCGGUUCUCAGUUGCGCAAAGCACAUGGUCUCACAGACGCUUUCUAUCGCGCAGUAUUCGAGAAGAUAAACAAUCGCGAUGCCUGGAGCAUCAUACCAAUGUUGUUGCGUCCGCGUAGUAUUGGCUCGAUCAAAUUGCGUAGCAACAAUCCCUUCGACUACCCAUACAUUUUUCCGAAUUACUUAAGCGACGAACUCGAUACAAAGUCUCUAGUAGAGGGUGCGAAGAUCGCAGUGGCGCUCUCGCGCACAAAAGCCAUGCAGCGCUUUGGUUCGCGCAUCUCAUCGAUCAAAUGGCCCGGCUGUCAGCAUUUGCAGAUGUUCACCGAUCCCUAUUGGGAGUGUAUGAUACGCCACUACACAGUAACUAUUUAUCAUCCAGUGGGCACUUGUAAAAUGGGCCCUUAUUGGGAUCCCGAAGCUGUGGUGGAUCCACAAUUGCGUGUGUAUGGCAUACGCGGCUUGCGGGUGAUCGAUGCGAGUAUUAUGCCGAAGUUGGUGAGUGCCAACACAAAUGCGCCGGUAAUAAUGAUUGCAGAAAAGGGAUCGGACAUGAUCAAAGAGUUUUGGAUUAAAAACACGAUAAUUUAGUUUGUAGCUUAGGGUGAUCGGGUUAGGGUCUGCGUUUUCAUGGGGCGGAAUAUUUCUUCUUCGGAUUUAUGCGGGUAAUUCUGAGACAUUUUGUAAUCUAUUUAUUUAUUUUGUGUAUGUAUGUAAUCGAA